CACUACCACUACUGUUUCAGAUUCCAUUAUCUGAGCUAGCUACCUCAGCUGCUCGAUCACUCGCUUCUCUGCUGCUGCUGAACGAGUCACGGGCCACUCGCAACCACCAGCCUAGCCUAGCCUAGCCUAGCUAGCAGCGAGCUUUGCUGCUGCUCCGAGUGAGGUACGGUGGUGCAAUGGCGGCGAUGACGAUGAGACGGCGGCCGGCGAUGGAGGUGGUGGUGGUUGUGGUGGCGGUGGUGAUGAUGCUUGGGGGAGGGGCGAGGGCGGGGGGGCCGCUGAAGGCGCACUACUACCGGCACGCCUGCCCGGAGGCGGAGGUGGUGGUGCGGGAGAUCGUGACGGCCCGCGUCGCCGCCGACCCCGCCGCGCUGCCUGCCCGCCUGCUCCGACUCUUCUUCCACGACUGCUUCGUCCGGGGGUGCGACGCGUCGGUGCUGAUCGACUCGACGUCGGGGAGCUCGGCGGAGAAGGACGCGGCGCCGAACGGCUCGCUGGCGGGGUACGACGUCAUCGACUCCGCCAAGGCCGUCCUCGAGGCCGUCUGCCCCGGCGUCGUCUCCUGCGCCGACAUCGUCGCGCUCGCCGCCAGGGACGCCGUCUCCUUCCAGUUCGGGAGAGACCUGUGGGACGUGCAGCUGGGGCGGCGCGACGGCGUGGUGUCGCUGGCGUCGGAGGCGCUGUCGAACCUCCCGGCGCCGACGGACAACUUCACGACGCUGCGGAGUAACUUCGCCGGCAAGGGCCUCGACGUCAAGGACCUCGUCAUCCUCUCUGGGGCGCACACCAUCGGCGUGGGUCAUUGCAACCUCUUCGGCGCCAGGCUCUUCAACUUCACUGGCGCCGCCGCGCCGUCGGCCGACCCGACCCUGAACGCCGCCUACGCCGCGCAGCUGCGGGCCACGUGCGGGUCGGCGUCGAACAACGUCACCGCGGUGCCCAUGGACCCUGGCAGCGCCGCCCGGUUCGACGCCCACUACUUCGUCAACCUCAAGCUCGGCCGGGGCCUCUUCGCCUCUGACGCCGCGCUGCUCGACGACCGCCACGCCGCCGCGCUCAUCCACGACCUCACCGGCCAGGACCGCUUCCUUGCGGAGUUCAAGAACGCCAUCCGCAAGAUGGGCCGCGUCGGCGUGCUCACCGGCGACCAGGGCGAGAUCAGGAGGAACUGCAGGAUCGUCAACUCAAAAUGAUCAUCAAUCAAUUAAUUAAUUAAUUAAUUUGUUGUUCAUGAAACUUCAGUGCAAAGUUCUGGAUGGAUGGAUUGCGUUUUUCAUUUUUAUUUACUUAUUUAUUUAUUGUGCGUUUGGUAUA
This is a messenger RNA of Oryza brachyantha (malo sina), 1314 nucleotides long. RefSeq names its product peroxidase 3-like. Gene Ontology annotation, cellular component: plasmodesma; plant-type cell wall. The record is from RefSeq and is a predicted model, not a curated record. Gene Ontology annotation, biological process: response to oxidative stress; hydrogen peroxide catabolic process. The transcript has 4 exons. Bases 177 to 1193 code for a protein of 338 amino acids. Lineage: Eukaryota; Viridiplantae; Streptophyta; Magnoliopsida; Poales; Poaceae. Gene Ontology annotation, molecular function: heme binding; peroxidase activity.